This is a messenger RNA of Cinara cedri, 761 nucleotides long. NCBI's taxonomy places the organism in Eukaryota, Metazoa, Arthropoda, Insecta, Hemiptera, Aphididae. The record is from the annotation of a GenBank genome assembly.
UUAAUGAAUAGAAAUAAAACAAGAGUACGAAUUUCGAGGGUCGGGGAAAGACAGCUAACGACGAUAAGCAGAUAAAGUCGAGAUUGAGGAUUUUGAGCAUCUAGGAUCUUUUAUACAAAAAAAUAGUGACUGACACGAGUAUGUGAAACAAAGGAUUAAGUGUGGUUAGGUAAUGUAGAGAGAAGAGUUAGGUAUUGUAUGUGACAAGUGAAUCCCAAUGAGACAUAAAGUUAAAUUCGGCAGUAGACAGAGAAAUAGAACAAAGAAUGAGUGCAGCAUCAAUAAAAACGUUUAGGUGGAUGAGUGGGGUAACAACAGAAAGGAUAAGAAAUGGGUACACAAGAGAUAAUUUAGGUGACAUUAGAUGAAAUAAAUGAAAAUAGACGGGGAAAAAGGAAUCUGAAACAGUAAGAAUUGUAAUGAAAACAAACGUAGGAGGAAAGGAAAAUGAUGGAGAGGAAGACCGAAAGAGGUGGUCGGAAGCCAUUGAGAACGAUAUAAGGACAGCCAGUGUAUGCGAGAUUGGAGAUAUGGUCAAGUGGAAGUUUAGAACGAGUCCGAAUAGUUGCAACGAAGACAAAGGAGAAUAAGAUUAUAACGACUGGCUAAUGCUCUUGAAGGCACGACAGACAAUGCUGCAGUUGCGUAAAUGUUUAUUUCGUUUGAAACAUACGAGUUUUGUCACCACUAAAACGAACUAUAAUAUGCAAUGCAUAAUAUAAUAGAACGCCAAGCAAUUUAUUGAAACAAAGAAAACCGCA